CUUCUAGGAUUUGUGAGAAUUAGGGUUUUUGGCAACGGAGAGAAUGAAGAGCAAGGAUCGCGGGGGCGAUGCCAAGCGGAGGCGCAAGGAUGAGGCGCCGGUCAUCGAUGAUCCUCGAUUCGCAGGCUUGCAUUCGGAUCCGCGCUUCCAGAAGCUGCCGAAAUCGCGGCUCCGGCUGCCGCUGGAUCCUCGCUUCCAGCGGAUGUUCACGGACAAGGCAUUUGUCGAUCCUUUCAGCCUAGACAAGCGAGGUAGGCCUGUGAAAAAGAAGGAGAAGAAGAAGCACACGCUUGAGCGAUAUUAUAGAAUCGACGAUGCUGCUGCUGCUACGCCGGCUCCCGAGGAGGGUCUCAAGGAUAAAGAGGGAAGCGUCGAUGUGGAAGAAGAUGGAGGAGUUGAGAGGAAUGCAGCCUUGAAGGAAGCAUCCGAUUCUUCUGAUGAUGGAGCUAGCGAGUCAUCGUCGUCGGAAUCAUCGAGCUCGGAUGUUGAUGAUUCUGGAGAAGAAGAAGAGGAAGAAGAAGAGGAGGAGAAAGUUGCCACUACUGACAAAGAGACGAGAAGAUUGGCAGUGGUAAACAUGGACUGGAGCUGUAUCAAGGCUUUAGAUUUGUUGAUGGUAUUCAAUUCCUUCCUUCCAAAAGGUGGUAGUAUAGCGUUGGUUGCUGUCUAUCCAUCUCAGUUUGGUCUGGAGCAAAUGAAAAAGGAGGAGGUUCAUGGUCCAGCACUUUUCAACUCAAAACAGGAUGACGACCAGGAAGAUGAGCUCGACAUGGAGAAGCUGAGAGCAUACGAGAAAUCAAAGCUCAGAUAUUACUUCGCGGUGGUGACUUGCGACUCUGUUAGCACGGCAUCAGCUUUGUACACCGCUUGUGACGGGAUCGAGUUUGAGCGAACAUCAAAUAUUCUGGAUUUGCAGUUCGUUCCGGAUGACAGGGAGUUCACAGUUGAACCACGAGAUGUUGCGUCUCAGAUUGAAGAAGGGUACGAAGCUCCAGAUUUCCAAACGGCAGCUCUGCAGCUAAGCAACGUAAAGCUCACCUGGGACGAUGAUGAACCGGUCCGCGCAAAAAGCUUGCGAAAGAAAUUUGAUCCCGAUGAGCUCAAAGAGAUGGAUUUCAAGGCCUAUCUAGCUUCUGAAGAUGAAGACGAAGACGACGAGAGUAGAAGGGAAAAGUUCAGAUCUUUGCUUCUCGAUAACCCAGAUGAGGCACCGGAUUCCAAGAAAAAAAAGGACGUGGACAUGGAAAUAACUUUCCCAAGUGGCCUUGAGGAACUGAACAAGAAGUACCUUGAACGCAACAAGAAGAACAGAGACGAGAAGGAAGAGACCGUCUGGGAGGCACAACUGAGAAGGAAAAAGGAGAAAAGGCUGGACAGGAAGAAGAAAGAGAAACACGACGAAACAGAUGAGAAAACCGCGGUUGCUGCUGAUGAAGAUGGAUUUAAUGAUCCAUUUUUCGAAUCGGAUCCAGAGCGCGAGGCUGAUGGUGCCUCCGAAUCCGAGGACGAGAAGAUAGUACCGAGGAAAGUGGACAAAGACGAAAGGAAGAAAAAUAGAGAAGAAAGGGAGCUGAAAAAGAAGGAGGACGAACGGCGCAAGGCAGAGCUAGAACUUCUGCUCCUGGACGAAAACGGUGGGAAAGGUGGCGUGAAAGGCUACAAUCUAAAGAAAGGCAAGAAGAGGUCCAAAGCCAAAGCCAAGGAAUCGGAUGCAAAGAAUGAAGAGCUGCUAGCCAAGACAGACUUCAACGAUCCCAGGUUUUCAGCACUAUUCAACUCGCACCACUUUGCCAUCGAUCCUACAGAUCCUCAGUUCAAGAGGUCUGCCACAAAGCUUCGCGCUAUUGCCGAGAUGCAGCAAAAGCGAUUCCAAGGACAGGCUCCUGGAAAUGAGCCAAAACCUCGGGAGAGAAAAGAGAAGCUGGAGCUGUCGUCACUCGUAAGAUCUUUGAAGAGAAAAGCCGCGGCUACGUAGCUACAGGCAGCUAAACCGGGUGAAAUUUCUUCCAAAAAUAAUGGCAAAAAGUAAGGGAGAACAAAAGAUAUGGGACUAAAGCGUUUCCUUCGAGAGCGCAAGAGAUUGAUAACACGGUUGAUAUGGUUGGUGCCCGGCUUGAUCAUCCUCUCGAUAUACAACGGGUUCCA
Messenger RNA from Selaginella moellendorffii, 2145 nucleotides. RefSeq names its product pre-rRNA-processing protein esf1. Gene Ontology annotation, biological process: rRNA processing. The record is from RefSeq and is a predicted model, not a curated record. Gene Ontology annotation, cellular component: nucleus. The transcript has 8 exons. The coding region runs from base 44 to 1975 and encodes 643 amino acids. Gene Ontology annotation, molecular function: RNA binding. Lineage: Eukaryota; Viridiplantae; Streptophyta; Lycopodiopsida; Selaginellales; Selaginellaceae.